AUGUCUGACUCGUCUACAUAUCCACCAUCUCCUGUUCGCGACACUCUGUACUCUUCAUCGCCGCACGAGCCCAUCGACAAGCGCGAAGCCCGUCGCAAACUCAAAGCGCAACAUCGGGCCGGUCAAUACGGCGAUCCGACGAACAUCACCUUACUCGUUCUCGCCCUUGCGUUGCUCUACUGGUUCCUUCCCAUCCCGGGCAUCUUCGAAUUCCUCUACUCCAAGAGGAACGCUAGGGAUAGCUGCAAGUGCACAGGUGUCAACGCAGCCGGAGAGGUACUAUUGAAACCGACCAUGCCGUGGCAGAAGCAGUUUACGCUCAGCUCGCGCAGCAAGGGCUGCCACCUCAUCCAGAAUGAGAUCAUGCCGCAUCUCGAGGAGGGGUUGAAGGGCGUCAAGGUGGGCGUGCUGACGCUGUUCAUCCAGCAUACUUCGGCGGCGCUGACGUUGAACGAGAACUUUGAUAAGGACGUUCGCACCGAUAUGGACAUGGCACUCGACAAGGUCGUCCCCGAAUCGUUGCCCUGGAGGCACACCGACGAGGGCCCGGACGACUCGGUCUCGCACACCAAGACGAGUCUCAUCGGCGCCUCGGUCACCAUCCCCAUCACCGAUGGUCGACUCAACCUCGGCACCUGGCAGUCGGUUUACCUAUGCGAGUUCCGCAAGCUCUCGCACAAGCGCAAGAUUGUCGCCACCAUCCUGCCUUGA
Kalmanozyma brasiliensis GHG001 is the source of this 711-nucleotide messenger RNA. RefSeq lists its product as uncharacterized. The record is from RefSeq and is a predicted model, not a curated record. NCBI's taxonomy places the organism in Eukaryota, Fungi, Basidiomycota, Ustilaginomycetes, Ustilaginales. The transcript is spliced from 2 exons. The coding region runs from base 1 to 711 and encodes 236 amino acids.